AGGAGGAGUGGGCACCAGGGGGCGAGGGGCUGGCCGGGCAUUGGAGCUUGAUUGGGUGUCUGUUGAUUUUACGUUGCAAAUAACAAGGCGGCCACCCCUCUUGUGUUUCCAUGAUUACAUUCCAGUGAAGAGGUGCGGAAUAGAGGGAGCUUAGGUUGGAAUUCCCAAGACUUAGAGAUGUGAUCCCCUAAAAGUUUAGACGGUGAACGGGAGAUUGAAGGGUGACGGGAGUGGGCAGGCGCUCUUAGGAUGCUCUAACCCGGCGUGCGGCGGCAGGGUUUUAAAUCGCUCUGCCUGGGAUUGCUUGGCCUGAGUGACCUCCUGGACCUGCCCUGGUGGAAUCUGGACUUGCCCGGCCGAGAUGCCCAGGAAUAAUUCUGCUACAGGGCUGAAUUCAAGGACGUGAAUUGUUGACCUCAUGCCAACAUCAGAACCUCAGAUGUCAUUCUAAUUUAUUUGCAAGCUGGCUUUAUGUGGAAAUAAACUUGAACCAAGGGCCUGUCGGAAAUUCACUGUGACGUUCAAAUCAAGAAAACUCGCUGAACUCCCCAGAGCCUUUCCCCAUGGGCCCUGAUGGUAGACUCCAAAAGGUGCAGCCUCAGGUGGUCCCCCUUCUUCUGUGGCAAGAAUAAACUUUGGGUCAUUGAUUGCAAUACCACCUGUGGAGAAAAUGGUAUGCGAGGGAAAGCGCUCAGCCUCUUGCCCUUGUUUCUUCCUCUUGACUGCCAAGUUCUACUGGAUCCUCACAAUGAUGCAAAGGACUCACAGCCAGGAGUAUGCCCAUUCCAUCCGGGUGGAUGGGGACAUCAUUUUGGGGGGUCUUUUUCCUGUUCAUGCAAAGGGAGAGAGAGGGGUACCUUGUGGGGAGCUGAAGAAGGAAAAGGGGAUCCACAGACUAGAGGCCAUGCUUUAUGCAAUCGACCAGAUUAACAAGGACCCCGAUCUCCUCUCCAAUAUCUCUCUGGGUGUCCGGAUCCUUGACACAUGCUCCAGGGACACCUACGCUCUGGAGCAGUCGCUUACCUUCGUGCAGGCAUUGAUAGAGAAAGACGCGUCCGAUGUGAAGUGUGCUAAUGGAGAUCCACCUAUAUUUACUAAGCCCGACAAGAUUUCUGGUGUCAUAGGUGCUGCAGCAAGCUCCGUGUCCAUCAUGGUGGCUAACAUUUUAAGACUUUUCAAGAUACCUCAAAUUAGCUAUGCAUCCACAGCCCCAGAGCUGAGUGACAACACCAGGUAUGACUUUUUUUCUCGGGUGGUCCCGCCUGACUCCUACCAAGCCCAAGCCAUGGUGGACAUUGUGACGGCCCUGGGAUGGAAUUACGUGUCAACAUUGGCUUCCGAAGGGAACUAUGGAGAGAGUGGUGUUGAGGCCUUCACUCAGAUCUCAAGGGAGAUUGGUGGUGUUUGCAUUGCUCAAUCACAGAAAAUCCCGCGUGAACCACGACCUGGAGAAUUUGAAAAAAUUAUCAAACGCCUGCUGGAAACGCCUAAUGCCCGCGCAGUGAUUAUGUUUGCCAACGAGGAUGACAUCAGGAGGAUAUUGGAAGCAGCAAAAAAAUUAAACCAAAGUGGGCAUUUUCUUUGGAUUGGCUCAGAUAGUUGGGGAUCCAAAAUAGCACCUGUCUAUCAGCAAGAGGAGAUCGCAGAAGGGGCCGUGACAAUUUUGCCCAAAAGAGCAUCAAUUGAUGGAUUUGAUCGAUAUUUUAGAAGCCGAACUCUUGCCAAUAAUCGAAGAAAUGUGUGGUUUGCAGAAUUUUGGGAGGAGAAUUUCGGAUGCAAACUGGGAUCACAUGGGAAGAGAAACAGUCACAUAAAGAAAUGCACAGGGCUGGAGAGAAUUGCACGGGAUUCAUCUUAUGAACAAGAGGGGAAGGUUCAGUUUGUAAUCGAUGCAGUGUAUUCCAUGGCUUAUGCCCUGCACAACAUGCACAAAGAACUCUGCCCGGGAUACAUAGGCCUUUGCCCAAGAAUGGGCACCAUUGAUGGGAAAGAGCUACUGGCUUACAUCAGGGCUGUGAAUUUUAAUGGCAGCGCUGGUACACCUGUCACUUUUAAUGAAAAUGGAGAUGCUCCUGGACGCUAUGAUAUCUUCCAGUAUCAGAUAAACAACAAAAGUACAGAAUAUAAAAUCAUCGGACACUGGACCAAUCAACUUCACUUAAAAGUGGAAGACAUGCAGUGGGCUCAUAGAGAACACACACACCCAGCAUCUGUCUGCAGCCUGCCGUGUAAGCCGGGGGAGAGGAAGAAAACCGUGAAAGGGGUCCCUUGCUGCUGGCACUGUGAACGCUGUGAGGGGUAUAACUACCAGGUGGAUGAACUGUCCUGUGAACUCUGCCCUUUGGAUCAGAGACCCAACAUCAACCGCACAGGCUGUCAGAGGAUCCCCAUCAUCAAGUUGGAGUGGCAUUCUCCCUGGGCUGUGGUACCCGUGUUCAUAGCAAUAUUGGGAAUCAUUGCCACCACCUUUGUGAUUGUGACCUUUGUCCGCUAUAAUGACACACCUAUCGUGAGAGCUUCUGGGCGGGAACUCAGUUAUGUGCUGCUUACGGGGAUUUUCCUCUGUUACUCAAUCACCUUUUUGAUGAUUGCCGCACCUGAUACAAUCAUAUGCUCCUUCCGACGGAUUUUUCUGGGACUUGGUAUGUGUUUCAGCUAUGCAGCACUUUUGACCAAAACAAACCGUAUCCACCGAAUUUUCGAGCAGGGGAAGAAAUCUGUCACAGCACCUAAGUUUAUCAGUCCAGCAUCCCAGCUGGUGAUCACCUUUAGCCUCAUCUCCGUUCAGCUCCUUGGAGUGUUUGUGUGGUUUGUUGUGGAUCCCCCCCACACAAUCAUUGACUAUGGAGAGCAGCGGACACUAGAUCCGGAGAAUGCCAGGGGAGUGCUCAAGUGUGACAUUUCUGAUCUCUCACUCAUUUGUUCGCUGGGAUACAGUAUCCUCCUGAUGGUCACGUGUACUGUUUAUGCCAUUAAAACCAGAGGGGUCCCAGAGACGUUCAACGAAGCCAAACCUAUUGGAUUUACCAUGUACACCACUUGCAUCAUUUGGUUAGCUUUCAUCCCCAUCUUUUUUGGUACAGCUCAGUCAGCAGAAAAGAUGUACAUCCAGACAACAACACUUACUGUCUCCAUGAGUUUAAGUGCUUCGGUGUCUCUUGGAAUGCUCUAUAUGCCCAAAGUGUAUAUUAUAAUUUUUCAUCCAGAGCAGAAUGUUCAAAAACGCAAGAGAAGCUUCAAGGCUGUGGUGACAGCUGCUACCAUGCAAAGCAAACUGAUCCAAAAAGGCAAUGACAGACCAAAUGGCGAGGUGAAAAGUGAACUCUGUGAGAGUCUUGAAACCAACAGUAAGUCAUCUGUAGACUUUCAGAUGGUCAAGAGCGGGAGCACUUCCUAAUAGAUCUUCCUCUACCAAGACAACAUAUAUCAGCUACAGCAAUCACUCAAUCUGAACAGGGAGAUGACACCAUCUGAAGAAAGGUGGUGUGUGUCCUUAAAUAUUGAACAUGAGACUACAAAAAAAGUCACUCCUGGAGACCUCUGUAGACUACAAUCAAUCAGAUCAAUAGUCUUGUAAGGAACACAAUUAGCCAUGAGCCAAAAGUAUCAAUCCUGAGGAGCAAAGAAACCAAUUUUAUACAAUAUGACCAAUGAGUGUCAAGCUAAAGUAUUGCUUACCUGUGAGCAUUAAAACAAAAAAUUCAAAAGGAAAACUAAUGUUAGCUUGUGAAAAAAAAAAUGCCGUUGAAAUAAACCAUGUCUGAUGUUAUUCUUGUAAGUAUAUUUCUGUGAUUGUGAGAACUCCUGUUCCUGUCCCACACUGUUCAACUUGUAUAAGACUCAGUCUGUCUCUUGUAAUGGCUGACCGGAUUGAAGCCCUGGGUUGUGCUACAAAAUAAAUGCAAUGGUUGACGCAUGCACUUUUUAUACAAAUAAUUUAUUUCUAAUAAUAAAGGAAUGUUUUGCAAAUGUU
Molecule: messenger RNA, 3973 nt
Organism: Phodopus roborovskii (desert hamster)
Lineage: Eukaryota; Metazoa; Chordata; Mammalia; Rodentia; Cricetidae
Gene: Grm8
Product: glutamate metabotropic receptor 8
Exons: 11
Coding region: 671-3397 (908 amino acids)
Biological process (GO): regulation of synaptic transmission, glutamatergic; G protein-coupled glutamate receptor signaling pathway
Cellular component (GO): membrane
Molecular function (GO): group III metabotropic glutamate receptor activity
Source: RefSeq, a predicted model, not a curated record